This is a messenger RNA of Pseudoliparis swirei, 1608 nucleotides long. RefSeq lists its product as uncharacterized. The transcript is spliced from 5 exons. The coding region runs from base 494 to 961 and encodes 155 amino acids. The record is from RefSeq and is a predicted model, not a curated record. Gene Ontology annotation, cellular component: ESCRT I complex. Gene Ontology annotation, molecular function: ubiquitin binding. Gene Ontology annotation, biological process: protein modification process; endosome to lysosome transport; protein transport. NCBI's taxonomy places the organism in Eukaryota, Metazoa, Chordata, Actinopteri, Perciformes, Liparidae.
UUUUGUAUUCUCUCAUGUAUAGACAAAUACAUGUUUAUGUCCUGAGCUAAAUGUAAAGAUGCCAUGUUGUCAAGCCAUGUUGUCUCGUUAAAGCUUAUUUUAGGCCAGAUGAUUUGCAUAAUUGUGAGGCUGUUCUGUCACUGGCUGUCAAAUGCCAUAAAAGCUAGGCGGGUCUCCAUAAACCCAAGACAGACAGAAAACCGCAAUUGAGGAAUGUUGGUGAACGAAAAAAAGAUACAACGGAAAGAUCUUUUCCUUUUGGAUAAACUGUAAGCAUGCCAUACUAUGAGAGCGCGAUUAAGAAAUUGCUCCCUACGGUAAGAACAAACAUUAACUGAAAUAAUAUGUUCUCCCAAAAUCAAACAGAUUGUAGAAUCCAUGUAUAUUCUGCUCAGUGUUUGAUUAGUGUCUUAUCAUUUUGAAGACAUAUCGUUGCAAACAUGUGGCCCAUGAAAUAUAUGUUGCAUUGACUCACUUCCAAAGCCUUGUGCCCAUGAUGGAUCGAUAUGUUUACAAUGAUGGAACCAUAAAAAACUUGAUGAGUCUAACCGGAACCAUUCCUGUCCCAUUUAAAGGCAAGACCUACAACAUUCCUGUAUGCCUGUGGAUUGAGGAAAGCUACCCUCACACUGCUCCCAUCUGCUAUGUCAGACCCUCAUGUGAGAGGAUAGUCCUCAGUGGGAAGUAUAUCUCCAGCAAUUAUGAAAUCCUGCUGCCUUACCUGGAGGAGUGGAAGAAUGGCGAAUGUGACCUAUUGAGCCUCCUGCAGGUGAUGGUGGUUAUGUUCGGAGACUUCCCUCCUGUAUACAUGCAGCCUCAUUUAGAGUCAGAACAAGCCCCCUGUUGGCUUCAGGUCCACAGACGAGCAGAGGUGCGUUCAAAGACAGAUGGACGUUUGUAUCUGCAUUUGGCGAGUGAAGAUGAUCAACCUUUCCAGCAAGACAAUGAAACCAGCUGUUAGCUUUGUGGACUAAAGUGUGUGAUCCUGUGUAUAGUGCCAGAUGGUAUCCAGUGAUUCUUUUAGGGUUAAUUAAUCAAUUUCAGACAAAUAACAGCAUGAUGUAUUGAAAAAAAAAGAUUUAGACUGUAAAUGUAAAACAGCAGCUGAUGGAAACAUAUUGACUUUGUUUGGUAUAAAUGUAUUUGUUUCUUUGACUAUGUAUUUCAUAUGAACAUACUAAACUAAGAUUUGUUUUUUUCCAAGCAGCUCAUAAAGCGGUACCUUAUCUGCACCCAAAAGGCAUUUGUUGUGUUCUUAUCCACAAAUGUGUUGGACUUUUGACCGGUGAAGAGAAAAGUUAGUCAUUUAAAAAAUACACACAGACAGUUACAGCCCAUUGGAUCAUGAUACAUUUUAGUUUGUGGUUUAUUACUUUUAUGUUUACAUCGAAUACAUCUGACAACUCUUCAGUUAAAUUGAACAACAAAAAGAUUUUUAGGUCACUGUGUUUAAAAUUAGCUUUGACUUCUGUUGUCAAAUGUUUUAUUGCUCUAAACUGCAGCAAACUAUUCCCAAAGACAGGACCAGCAAACAACCUCUUGUACAAAGUGACAUAUUCAUUUUCGUGGUGUAAAUAAAGAAAUGGUGUGAAAACACUUGUAAUAGUA